AUGAGUAUUAGUGCAAGUUGCGGAAGCUUGGUAAACUUGCGGCUGAUCCUGGUAAGCGGUAAAACAAAAGAAUUUUUAUUUGCAUCCAGCUUUUCAGCAGUCGAGAUCACACAGUAUAUAUAUGAUCACUGGCCACCGGAAUGGGAAGAGGAACGAGUAAAUUCAGCUUCAAUGCUCAAACUUAUUUAUCACGGACGUUUUUUGCAUGGAAGUGUUACACUGGGUGCAUUGUCGUUACCGGCUGGUAAAACCACUGUUAUGCAUCUGGUUACCCGCGAAAAUCUCCCGGAACCCAAUUCUAGCGAUAAUUUAAAAAAGGCAAAACGACGCUCGUGCUGCCGAUGUUGUCCGUCAUGA
Messenger RNA from Gongylonema pulchrum, 357 nucleotides. Lineage: Eukaryota; Metazoa; Nematoda; Chromadorea; Rhabditida; Gongylonematidae. The record is from the annotation of a GenBank genome assembly.